Messenger RNA from Aureobasidium melanogenum CBS 110374, 1212 nucleotides. RefSeq lists its product as uncharacterized. Gene Ontology annotation, cellular component: nuclear pore. The coding region runs from base 1 to 1212 and encodes 403 amino acids. The record is from RefSeq and is a predicted model, not a curated record. Gene Ontology annotation, biological process: nucleocytoplasmic transport. Lineage: Eukaryota; Fungi; Ascomycota; Dothideomycetes; Dothideales; Saccotheciaceae. Gene Ontology annotation, molecular function: structural constituent of nuclear pore. The transcript is spliced from 3 exons.
AUGGCCUUCGGCAGGUCAAACUCGCUCAGUUUGAACACUGGUGCUGCUAACUCUCUCUUGUACCCCGCCUCUACUGGCCUAUUUGGCGCCGCUCCAGCAGCCGCCUCUCAACCACAGCAAUCCGGCGGUCUCUUCGGCGCUUCAACAGCAACAUCACAACCACAACAAUCCACUGGCCUCUUCGGCGCUGCUCCUGCUGCUGCUCAACCUGCUAAGCCCACCCUCAGUCUGUUCGGGAACAAUACAGCCACUACUUCAAACACACAACCCCAACAAUCUGGUGGUCUCUUUGGCGCUGCAACAAACAAUAACAACACAACAAAUACCGGAGGCAUGUUUGGAAGCACCCAACAGAACUCCGCCCAAACCCAGAACAAGCCUAGUUUGUUCGGUGCGCCAAAUGCCACUCCAAGUCUCUUACCUAUGGCAGGCAGUCUGACCAUGGGUCAAGGCAACACCCAACCCACCACACAACCCGGUGUCAAGAUUGACAUGUCAAACCUGCGCCCAACCACCCGCUUCAGCGAUCUACACGAUGACCUCAAGAAACAAAUCGAACAAAUCGAUGCCUUCAUCAGACAACAAGAAUCCUUCGCUACUCAAUGUGAGAGUAUGAUUGGCCGUCAUGCUACCGACGUUGAGAGCAUCAAACCAGAUGUCGACCUUAUUCAGAACAAGAUUGAGACAGUCGAGCUUGCUCUCGAGAACGACGGCGCUGCUAUCGAGAAUGCAAAGGAGUUGGUUCAAAGAGACGCUGGUGACCUCAUCAGAGUCGCUCGCAUGGCCGAGAACUUGCAACUUCCUCAACAAUACCACUAUGGAAGAAGCAGCAGACCUUCAACGACUGAUGAUGAAUACGACACUGAUCUUGUUGGCUACUUCAGCAAGCAAGCCGAAGUCAUGCAAAAGACCCUCGACACAUACACCUCUCACCUCGCAGAAAUCGAAGCACACCUUCGCGUGGUCGAAGGAAGCACAGUCCAGCAAGCACAUCAACUGGCCGCUCAACGAGCAGGUGGUCGCGCCGGAAACAGUGCAGACAAUGUCCGAGAGCUGGCAGAAACUCUCCGCGGUUUCGAGAGUGGUAUCUUGGGCGCCGCAGGUCUGGUCGGUUCCUGCAGGGAGGGUGUGAACGAGUUGAUACUUGGCAAGAUCGGUGGUGAUCCUCGCGAAAGUAUUGGAUAUGGCGGUAGAAGAUCUGUCAGAUUUUAA